UCUGCUGCAUGAGCAUUCAGAUCCAUUCACCAAUUUCGUGGCAUUCACCAUGGCUGCGGCUCAAGCGGUCCUGGCAGCUCCCUGGAGCUCGCAAGCAGCACCAGCUGCCAGGCGCAAGGUCCCUUUCUCUGCUGCAGAAGCGUCUUGCGCUGGCUGCGGCUGCCCUUCCAAACUUUCUCCAUCGUUUAAGAAGCGCAUCCGUAACCCUCUCCACACCACAUUUGCUCAUGCGCAGCAUUCGUUCUCGAAGCCUUCUCAGUCUAGAAGGUCUUGCAUAGUCCGAGCAGUUGAGAAAGAGGAGAAUGUGCCGACCUGGGCAAAGCCUGGGUCGGAAGAGGUGCCCCCUUGGGCCAAGGAGGACUCGUCAGGGUACCAGAAGGAGGGGCCUAAGGACCUUCCAUUUGGACUGUACCUAUUGUUCUCGGUCUUUACCGCAAUUGCGGCGGUCGGAUCGAUCUACGAGUUUGCAAACAAGAACCCCAUAUUUGGAGUGAUCCAACCAGACAGCGGUCUGUAUGUCCCAAUCUUGGGAUUCUUCGUCCUUUCGGGAUUCCCAACUGCGGGCUUCUUGUUGUACAAAGCAAUCUCAACGGCGAACAAGCUGGCGGAAGCGAUGGACAAAGAGGACGGAGUCAACAAGGAUUACUAGACAGCUGCUACUGCAUCAGGACGCAGCCAUUUUUGAUCUGUAUCUACAUAGGACGGUAGGAUAAAAGAGAGGGUCACUGACGCGUUUAUCUAAGCUCCCAUGUGUUGUAUGUUGAAGUCUCGCUCAAACACUAAAGCCAUGGGUGCAUGGUUUCUCAAGCGAGCCAUCAGAUUCCCCUUGAGUAACCACCGGGUCAACAAUCCAUCCACAAUGAUCCCUAGCUGUCCAGUCCAACACCAACCUUUGCAUAAACGGCUUCAAAUGGCA
This is a messenger RNA of Klebsormidium nitens, 916 nucleotides long. NCBI's taxonomy places the organism in Eukaryota, Viridiplantae, Streptophyta, Klebsormidiophyceae, Klebsormidiales, Klebsormidiaceae. The record is from the annotation of a GenBank genome assembly.